Macrobrachium nipponense is the source of this 1030-nucleotide messenger RNA. RefSeq names its product acanthoscurrin-2-like. Lineage: Eukaryota; Metazoa; Arthropoda; Malacostraca; Decapoda; Palaemonidae. Bases 31 to 762 code for a protein of 243 amino acids. The record is from RefSeq and is a predicted model, not a curated record. The transcript is spliced from 3 exons.
AGGUUAAGCAGAACGAGAGGCACAAAGAGGAUGCCAGGACAAAGGAUAUAUAAAGGAGGAUGGGCCUGGGCAUCCUUAACACAAGUUAUUUCAUCCCUCCUUAGAGCAACAUCACAUCAUCAGUUCAGGAUGCAUCUAAGCACGGUGGUUGUGUUAUUCUCUGCGUUGAUCCUGGCGACAGCUGCACCAGGACCUAAUCCCAGAGGAGGAGGAGGCGGAGGUUUUGGUGGUGGAUCCAGUGGAGGAGGUGGCUUUGGAGGAGGUGGUAGACAGGGAGGAGGAGGACGAGGAGGAGGAGGAGGAGGUUUUGGAGGAGGUGGACAAGGUGGUGGGAGUGGCGGCGGCUUUGGAGGAGGUGGUGGACAGGGAGGAGGAGGACGAGGAGGAGGAGGUUUUGGAGGAGGUGGACAAAGUGGUGGGAGUGGAGGCGGCUUCGGAGGAGGUGGUGGACAGGGAGGAGGAGGUUUUGGAGGAGGUGACGGUCAAAGGGGUGGAAGUGGAGGAGGCUUUGGAGGAGGAGGUCAAGGAGGCUUUGGAGGAGGGGGUCAAGGAGGAGGCUCAGGUGGAGGUUUUGGAGGAGGAGGAGGAGGUCAAGGAGGCUUUGGAGGAGGAGAUCAAGGAGGCUUUGGAGGAGGAGGCCAAGGAGGCGGCUCAGGUGGUGGCUUUGGAGGCGGAGGAGGACAGAGAGGAGGAUCAGGUGGAGGAUUUGGAGGCGGCAGCAGCACCGGUGAAAGCUAUGCAGGUGCAACUGGAGGUAGCUAGCUUCCGCCGCUAGAAAUCUUCAACAAGGAGUCAGCAAUAAUGAUCUAGAAGUAGUUCUCUCUUGAGACAAAAGCAUCCGUGAGAGGUCUUACAUCUUCAAGCAAACCUUCUCAUGACAUCACCAAAAAAAAACCUACUUAUAAUUUAAUACUAAUGAUUGAAAUUAUUUAUAUUAUCAUAUGUAUAUGGUUCGGUAAACAAUUUCUUGUAUAACAAGAAAAAAGGUAAACUUAAAGCUUAACAUGAAUAAAAAAGUAAAAUAUAAGAA